AUGUCCCCCAAAUACACUCUCUUCGUGGGAACCUUCAUCCAGCUCCCCCGCUUCAAGUCUGACGAGGGCCACAAGCUCGCCAUCACCCGCGGCGCGCUCUGGGUGUCCACUGCCGACGGCACAAUCGAGGGAUUCGACUGGUCCAUUGCCAAUGACAGGGACUUGAAGAGACUCCUCCGUCACAAGGGUUGGACUGUCGUGGAUGACAAGAAUGGCCAUAAAGGCAAGCACGGGGUGAAAGUGACAUUGGUGGUUGCGCGCGAGGAGGAGAAUGAGUUCUUCUUCCCUGGGUUCAUCGACACACACAUCCACGCCCCGCAAUACCCCAACGCCGGCCUCUUCGGCGAUGCCGGCCUCCUCCACUGGCUCCUAAACUACACCUUCCCCAUCGAAUCCUCCUUCGGCAGCACCAAAUUCCCCUCCAUCCCUCCUCCCAACGCCUACCGCGUCUACAACCAAGUCAUCGCCCGCACCCUCGCAAACGGCACCACCUGCGCCUCCUACUUCGCUACCAUCCACGUCCCCGCCACCAACCUCCUCGCCUCCCUCUGCCUCGCCCGCGGCCAACGCGCCCUCAUCGGCCGCGUCUGCAUGGACCGUCCCGAGCAAUGCCCCGAUUACCUUCGCGACGAAUCCCCCGACAUCGCCAUCGACAAGACCCAAGACAGUAUCCGCCACAUCCACACCAUCGACCCCGAGGGCGCCCUCAUCAAACCCAUCGUAACCCCGCGGUUCGCUCCCUCAUGUACCCCACGCUCGCUGGGGAAGUUGUCCAAGCUCGCGGCGAGCUACUCGCCCCCGCUACAUAUCCAGACGCAUCUGGCGGAGAACCUGGAUGAGCUGAAACUCGUGCACGAUCUCUAUCCAGAAGCAAAUGAUUACACCUCCGUGUAUAACUACUUCAAAUUGCUCACCCCGCGGACUAUCCUCGCGCACUGCGUGCAUCUCUCUGAUGACGAGCGCACCAUGAUCGCCGACAAUAAGGCCAAGCUCUCUCACUGCCCGGCGUCCAACUCGGCCCUCGGCUCGGGGAUCUGCGAAGUCCGCAAGGCCAUUGAAGCCGGCAUCACGGUGGGACUAGGAACCGACGUAAGCGGCGGGUAUAGUCCCAGCAUACUGGAGACAGUUCGCCAGGCGUGUCUAGUGUCGAGGUUACUUCCUCAUAUGUCUGGAUCUUCUGAAGGACAAAAUAAGGAUAAUGACGGAGUACCGAAAGAGGUCCUCUCCAUUGAAGAAGCACUCUACCUUGCUACACGCGGGGGCGCAGCGGUGGUUGACAUGGCGGACCAAAUCGGAGGGUUUGACCAGGGGAUGGUGUGGGAUGCGCAGCUGGUGAAGCUGGGGAAGUUCAAUCCUGCGGGGAAGUGGGGGAAGACAGGUGGGGUGGAGACAGCGGUGGAUGUGUUUGAUGAGGGGCAGGAGUGGAAGGAGAAGGUGCAUAAGUGGGUGUGGAAUGGGGAUAGUCGGAAUGUGAGGAUGGUGUGGGUUGGAGGGAAACUGGUGCAUCGGGUUUGGGAGGAGGGAGAGGAUCGGAGAGAGGGUGGGGGAUGGAUGAGGUGGGUGAUCGGGGCGGUUAGUGUUGGUGUUGUGGGGUGGGCGGUUGUUAGGAGGUUGGGGGGUGGUAGGUAG
Molecule: messenger RNA, 1629 nt
Organism: Aspergillus luchuensis
Lineage: Eukaryota; Fungi; Ascomycota; Eurotiomycetes; Eurotiales; Aspergillaceae
Product: chlorohydrolase family protein
Exons: 2
Coding region: 1-1629 (542 amino acids)
Biological process (GO): guanine metabolic process
Cellular component (GO): cytosol
Molecular function (GO): guanine deaminase activity; zinc ion binding
Source: RefSeq, a predicted model, not a curated record